Molecule: messenger RNA, 548 nt
Organism: Hibiscus syriacus
Lineage: Eukaryota; Viridiplantae; Streptophyta; Magnoliopsida; Malvales; Malvaceae
Exons: 1
Coding region: 98-439 (113 amino acids)
Source: RefSeq, a predicted model, not a curated record
AAGAUUGCUUCCAUCCCAAGUGACAACCAUCUCUUCUUCCCCCACUUUCUCUCAACAUUUUCUCGGUCGUAAAAAAUUUUUCCCCAGAAAAGAAAACAUGGCCGUUUUGAAGAGGUCAUAUGGGUACUCAAAGGUGGAUAAAGAAGACCCGGAUGAGAUAAUUCAUCGAAGAGCUCAGUUCUUGAUAUUCAAAGCGCUGGAGAAAGUGGAUUCCAGGAGAAAACCAUCGUUCAUACCAAUCAGAUUGUGUAGGUUGAAGGUGAAGAUCGGGAGAAAAUUGAAGAAGCUAAGGAAAGCUGCGAUGGUUAGUGUUUCUGGUUUAAGAAUCGGCGCCUACGAACAUGUUUUGCAUCAGUUGAAAACUCGGAGGCGAUUGUUUAACCGUGGUGGUGGUGAUCAUGGAACCAAUGCCACCUUUCCUCGUCCUUUGUUCACUUAAAACAUUACACGCACGUACGUAUUUAUAAUUAUAUAUAAACGAGAUUUUCUCUUUAUUUGUUAAAUAGGAGAGUGAUCACGUUGUCUUCAUCUUGGAAUAACGAGUUAUU